Molecule: messenger RNA, 1071 nt
Organism: Mycena indigotica
Lineage: Eukaryota; Fungi; Basidiomycota; Agaricomycetes; Agaricales; Mycenaceae
Exons: 5
Coding region: 1-1071 (356 amino acids)
Cellular component (GO): P-body; CCR4-NOT complex; CCR4-NOT core complex
Molecular function (GO): poly(A)-specific ribonuclease activity; nucleic acid binding
Source: RefSeq, a predicted model, not a curated record
AUGAUCGCUGACAUAAUCAACUUCGUCGUCUCUCCCUCUCUCGUCGCCUCGGCGCGCCAAAUGGCGCGAAUACGAGAAGUAUGGCAACCCAACCUAGAUGCAGAAAUGCGUCUUAUUCGAGACCUCAUCGAAGACUUUCCGUACGUCUCAAUGGAUACAGAAUUUCCUGGUGUUGUGGCCAGACCAAUGGGCAACUUCAAGACGUCCUCCGACUAUCACUACCAAACAAUGCGAUGCAAUGUCGACCUACUCAAGAUCAUCCAAGUAGGCCUAACGCUUGCGGAUGAGAAUGGCAAUUUCCCUCAAGAGGCGUCGACUUGGCAGUUCAAUUUCCGCUUCAGCAUCAAUGAAGACAUGUAUGCACCAGACUCAAUAGAGUUGCUGCAAAAGUCGGGCAUUGACUUCCAACGACACGAGGAACUCGGCAUUACGCCAAACGAGUUUGCAGAGUUUGUCAUAACCUCUGGUCUUGUUUUGACCGACGACACCAAAUGGAUAUCGUUUCACAGUGGCUACGACUUUGGCUACUUUGUCAAACUCCUCACUGCCAUUUCUCUUCCCACCACCGAAGACGACUUCUUCGACCUUCUCUCCAUAUGGUUCCCAACUGUGUACGACCUCAAGUACAUGAUGCGAGCAACCAAUAAUCUAAAGGGCGGACUCCAAAACUUGGCAGACGACCUCGGAGUCCUAAGGAUCGGCCCGUCGCAUCAAGCCGGCUCAGAUUCCCUUCUUACUGCGUCCACCUUCUUCAAAAUGCGUGAAAUCUAUUUCAACGACACCAUUGACCACACUGAGUAUUCGGGCAAGCUAUACGGCCUUGGUCAGACGGUGAAUAUCACCAAUGGGUUAGGAUAUGGUGAUUCAACGCGGAGUGGGGCGGCCACAAUCGCAGAGCGAGAGGACAGGAGUUUAGCGAGAGAUCGAGAAACGCACAACCAGACUCCAGGACCGGCAACAGCGCAUAAUGGUGUGCCAAUGCUGUCAAAUGGACCGUUACAAACACCGUCAUCUUAUCAGGUUAUGGGUGGCGCUCCAUUUCUACGGCCAACGCUAGUUGCACCACGAUAG